Molecule: messenger RNA, 1386 nt
Organism: Candida tropicalis MYA-3404
Lineage: Eukaryota; Fungi; Ascomycota; Pichiomycetes; Serinales; Debaryomycetaceae
Product: kynureninase
Exons: 1
Coding region: 1-1386 (461 amino acids)
Biological process (GO): NAD+ biosynthetic process
Cellular component (GO): cytoplasm
Molecular function (GO): pyridoxal phosphate binding; kynureninase activity
Source: RefSeq, a predicted model, not a curated record
AUGUCUUUAGAAGAAGCUAGACAAUUAGAUUUGAAAUUUCCAACUUAUAAGGAGGAAUUUGCCAUUCCAACUUUUAAAUCUCUUGGAAUUAAGAAUGAAAAAUAUGAACCAACAACAGAAUCAAUUUAUUUAUGUGGGAAUUCAUUAGGAUUAAUGCCGAAACAAACAAAAAAAGCAAUUAAUGAUGAAUUAAAUGCAUGGGUUGAAAGAGGAGUUGAAUCACAUUUUAAUCAUCCUGAUAAAUCAUUGACUUCUUGGGUAGAUAUCGAUUUACCUUUAUUACCUUUAAUUUCACCUAUUGUUGGAGGUAAAGAAAAUGAAGUUGCUAUAAUGGGUUCAUUAACUUCUAAUUUAAAUGCAUUGUUGAUUCAUUUUUAUAAACCAAAUGGUAAAAGAACAAAAAUCAUGUUUGAAAAAAGAGCAUUUCCUUCUGAUUAUUAUGCUUUUCUUAAUAUGGUAAAAUUAUUUGGAUAUGAUGAAGAUCAUUUAAUUCAAUUGGAACCAGAAAUUGGUGAAACUUAUAUUAAAACUGAAAAUAUAAUUAAAUCAAUUGAUGAAAAUAUCGAUGAAUUAGCAUUGGUUUGUUUCCCAGGUAUACAAUAUUACACAGGACAAUAUUUUCAAAUUGAAAAAAUUACCAAAUAUAUCAAACUGAAAAAUAAUGAUAUUAAAGUGGGGUGGGAUUUAGCACAUGCUGUAGGUAAUGUACCAUUAAAAUUACAUGAUUGGGGAGCUGAUUUUGCUGCUUGGUGUUCUUAUAAAUAUUUAAAUUCUGGCCCUGGUGCAAUUGCUGGUAUUUUUGUUAAUGAAAAAUAUACCAAAGAUAAUUCUAAAGAUAAUUUUAAUCCAAGAUUAGCUGGAUGGUGGGGGAAUAAUUCACAAGAAAGAUUUAAAAUGUUGGAAGAAUUUGAUCCAAUUAAUUCUGCUCUUUCUUAUAGACAAUCAAAUCCUUCUGUUAUUGAUGUUGUUGCAGUUAAAUCAUCAUUAGAAGUAUUUGCUAAAGUUGGUGGUGUUUCAAAACUUAGAGAAAAAAGUAUAGUAUUGACUCAGUUCUUACAAGAUAGAUUAACUAAGUCAAAAUAUUAUAUUCCUCAAGAUGAUACUGAUGACAAGAAAUUUGGAUUCAAGAUUUUAACUCCUUUGAAUAAAGAAGAAAGAGGGUGCCAAUUGUCGAUAUUAUUCCAACCUCAUUUUGAUGAUAGAUCUAGAAAUGUAAUGGAAAGGGUUAAUGCAUAUUUACAUGAUCAUGCUAUUAUUUGUGAUGAAAGACGACCAGAUGUUAUUAGAUUGGCACCAUUACCAUUGUACAAUACAUUUACUGAAACUUAUUAUGCUACAGAAAGAUUGUUUGAAAGUCUUGAUUCAAUUGUAAAAGACUAUGUUUAA